This is a messenger RNA of Anopheles cruzii, 807 nucleotides long. RefSeq names its product enkurin. Gene Ontology annotation, molecular function: calmodulin binding. Gene Ontology annotation, cellular component: acrosomal vesicle. The coding region runs from base 1 to 807 and encodes 268 amino acids. The transcript has 2 exons. NCBI's taxonomy places the organism in Eukaryota, Metazoa, Arthropoda, Insecta, Diptera, Culicidae. The record is from RefSeq and is a predicted model, not a curated record.
AUGUCGAUAGUGAACAUUUACUUUCACGAUGAAAAUAUCUACAACGUGGAGAAGAAGCCGCCCGAAAAGCCACCGAAACCGCCGCUCUACCAUUCGCGCUUCGAGCAGCAGGUGCGCCAGGAGACGAAAUCUUGCAAGGAUGACCACCGCACGAUGGGCUACUCGAAAAUUCCCCUGCACGGUCCGGGAGAAUUUUUGAAGAAAAACUGUGGUCCCCGGUUUCGGGCCACAAAGUCGGCGCCAGUGCGGCUGUGCACCUCCCACAAGCCGCCCGUUCCGAAGCCAAACGAGCCGCGGACCAUGGACGGCCCGGCCCCUUGCCAGGUGAUGAAGGUGGUUGACUUCAAGAAGGAAAACAUUCAGAAAGUGGUGACGGCGAACCCGAAGAAACCCCGGGCACGGUACGCCGAUACGCGAAAGGGCGACUUUCAUGACUUGGAAAAGUCUGGCCUGACACCGAUCUACAUGUGUAAGCCAAAGUUCGGGAAGAUACCACAGUAUCUCACGCGUCGAAAGAAGGACCUGGCCGUGCAAAAGGAACGAUUGGUCGAGGAAACCGCCCAGCAGAAGCCACGCUGUUCCUACAUUUCGCAGGAAGAGCGAGUCGAAUUGCUUCGAGGUUUAAAGCAAAAUUGGGAAAAACUCCAGCAGGAGUACCAGAGUCUGCCGCUGCUCACCGAUACCGUGCCGAAAAUGAUUCGCAAGGCCAAACUGGAGAAUAAUCUCAAGCAACUGGAGAAAGAUAUUCUGACGAUCGAAAAUAAUCUCUACAUCUACAUUUACGACGAAGAACAAAAGGACGCAUAG